This is a messenger RNA of Nothobranchius furzeri (turquoise killifish), 888 nucleotides long. RefSeq names its product LSM1, U6 small nuclear RNA associated (gene lsm1). Gene Ontology annotation, biological process: deadenylation-dependent decapping of nuclear-transcribed mRNA. The record is from RefSeq and is a predicted model, not a curated record. Gene Ontology annotation, molecular function: RNA cap binding. Lineage: Eukaryota; Metazoa; Chordata; Actinopteri; Cyprinodontiformes; Nothobranchiidae. Gene Ontology annotation, cellular component: P-body; Lsm1-7-Pat1 complex.
GGGUUAAACGUUUACAGGAAGUUCACCGUGAGCAUGUAUAAAGACACUUCCUGUGGUCUUGUUCAAUAAACAUUUUAAAACAUUCAUGGCUUGACGGAACACAGGGAUAUUAAAACGGAGAAAACCUAAAGACCAAUAUGAAUUACGUACCGGGGACUGCAAGCCUUAUUGACGACAUUGACAAAAAGCACCUGGUGCUGCUCCGAGAUGGCAGGACGCUGAUUGGUUACCUCAGAAGCAUCGACCAGUUUGCCAAUCUGGUGUUUCACCAGACCGUAGAGAGGAUCCACGUGGGGAAAAAGUUUGGUGACAUCCCCAGAGGCAUCUUCAUCGUCAGAGGAGAAAAUGUAGUUCUGCUUGGAGAGAUAGAUGUGGAUAAACCCUGUGACACGGUCUUGCAGCAGGUCUCCAUCGAGGAGAUCCUGGAGGAGCAGCGACAGCAGCAGCAAACCAAGCAGGAGACGGAGAAGGUCAAAAUGCAGGUGCUAAAGGACCGAGGCCUUUCCAUUCCCAAAGCGGAUAACAUGGACGAGUACUGAUGUCGCCAUUUUUCACGAGCGUCUUUCUCAGUUUGUAUCAGACUGCUACAUUUACGUUGGAAAUUAGUGUUUUUGUCUUUUAAUUCCCAGUUGGCUAAAGACGGCAUCAUUUAAUUUUCAUUUAGUAUUGAAUAUUUUGAUUUAAAAGGAAAAGAUGAUCUGCUGUUUUAUUUUUUGGUAAUUCAUGUCAGCGCAUUAAAUGUUAUUGGAUCAUGAUCAUUAUGUUGGUAAUCCUUUCACAGAAACACUUUGUGAUUAUAUUAUUUUGCUAUGAUGUCUUCUGUUGUGGAGAUUUGUGAGUCUGCUUUUGACAAACAUUACUUUCCACCAAUAAAGAUUUUAGUUUGUA